Molecule: messenger RNA, 939 nt
Organism: Acaulospora morrowiae
Lineage: Eukaryota; Fungi; Glomeromycota; Glomeromycetes; Diversisporales; Acaulosporaceae
Source: the annotation of a GenBank genome assembly
AUGCCGGAACUGUUAGAGCACGACUACGAAGCCUUGCCUGAAAACUCCUCAUUAACUGCUAAUCUGAUCGCCGGAGCUCUAGCUGGUAUCGGUGAGCACGCGAUUAUGUAUCCCAUAGACAGUAUAAAGACUCGCAUGCAAAUAAUCAAUCCUACCCCUCAGGCAGUAUACACAGGCGUCGCGAAUGCCUUCUCUCGUAUUUACACAACAGAAGGCGCCCGCACUUUGUGGCGUGGAGUCAACUCUGUGGUUUUAGGAGCGGGUCCAGCGCAUGCAUUAUAUUUUGGAACAUAUGAAAUGUGUAAAGAUCUAUUCGGUGCUAAUCAAGGAGAAGGUCAUCAUCCGAUUGCUCACGGAGUAGCAGGAGCUUGUGCGACUAUAGCAAGCGACGCAUUGAUGAACCCAUUUGAUGUAAUCAAGCAGAGAAUGCAGGUUCACGGGUCUAUAUACAAGAAUGUCCUGGAAUGUGCCCGCACAGUAUACGCUAGGGAGGGGAUGAUAGCUUUCUACGUAUCUUAUCCAACAACGCUCACAAUGACAAUUCCAUUUCAAAUGGUUCAAUUUAGUUCAUACGAAUACUUUCGUAAAGUCUUGAACCCUAAAGGAACUUAUGAUCCAAAAACCCAUAUGAUAGCAGGUGGCCUAGCGGGUGCAAUAGCAGCUGCCGCCACCACUCCAUUAGACGUGGUCAAGACUUUGCUGCAAACAAGAGGAAACUCAUCAGAUAUUCGCGUACGAAAUUGCAAUGGUUUAAUAGAAGCAUUCCGAAUUAUCUAUGAAAAAGAUGGUGUGAAAGGUUUUGUGAGAGGAAUAAGACCCAGAGUAUUGUCUCACAUGCCAUCAACUGCCAUUUGUUGGUCGGUGUACGAAUAUUUCAAGUGGUUUAUCACAAAACAUGAUCGAAACAAGUUACCCGACAAGUUACACCUUUCACAUUAA